AUGUUCUCUGCCAGGCCCAUAGUCACCCAUUUGAGGCCACGAGCCUCCUUCAGAGCCGUCCCUGCGGCCGUCUCCAGCUUGGCUCGCCUCAAUCGUGCCUACUCGUCCGCCAGCAACGAAAUCGCCUUUGUUUUCGACAUUGACGGGGUUUUACUCCGUGGUUCAAAGGCCAUUCCCCAGGCGUCUCGUGCUCUUGAGCUUCUCGACGACUACCAGGUGCCAUACAUUCUCAUGACCAACGGUGGUGGCAUCAGCGAGAGUGCCAGGAUCGAGUUCAUCUCGUCAGAAUUGGGAGUUCCUCUCAGUCCACUCCAGAUCGUCCAGAGCCAUACACCAAUGAAGGCGUUGGCCCACAAGCACGCGUUCGACAGAGUGUUGGUGGUGGGAGGUCCAGGCGACCAGGCUCGCAAGUGUGCCCAGGAGUACGGCUUUCAAGACGUGGUAAUGCCCAUCGACAUCGUGAGACAGCAUCCAGAGGCUUCUCCCCACCACCGCUUCACUCAGGAGGACUUCGACAAGUACGCUCAGCCAGUCGACUUGUCCAAGCCUAUCGAGGCCAUUUUGGUGUUCAACGAUCCCCGUGACAUGGGCACAGAUAUCCAAAUCGUGCUGGACCUCUUGAACUCGGAAGGUGGCGUGGUGGGGACCAAGAGGAACCCAGCCAAGCUCAAACACGCUGAGGAGCCUGCCAUUCCCAUCAUCUUCAGCAACAACGACUUUAUCUGGGCCAACGACUACAAUCUUCCUCGUUUUGGGCAGGGAGCCUUCCGCAUCAUCACAGAAAACUUGUACAAGGAGACCAACCGGUUGAAGGACCACCAGCACUUGCACUCGACCAUCAUGGGAAAGCCUUUCAAGCUCCAGUACGAUUUCGCCCACCACGUGUUGAUUGACUGGAGGAGAAGAAACAAGUUAGUGGCUUCGGGACACCAGGACCAGACACAUGCACCCCAGAUCUUGCCUACCUUGGGCGAGCCUCCCAAGGACUCGCCUUUCCACAAGAUCUACAUGGUGGGAGACAAUCCCGAGUCCGAUAUCAAGGGUGCCAACGACCACGGCUGGGAAUCGAUGCUCUUGAGAACCGGAGUUUACAAGGAUGAGGACAAGAACACCAUCAUUGCUCAGCCAACGGCUGGGGUCCACGACAACGUUUUGGAGGCGGUUCGGAGUGCGUUGAGAGCAAACAGGAUUCUUUGA
This is a messenger RNA of Suhomyces tanzawaensis NRRL Y-17324, 1197 nucleotides long. RefSeq lists its product as uncharacterized. Lineage: Eukaryota; Fungi; Ascomycota; Pichiomycetes; Serinales; Debaryomycetaceae. Gene Ontology annotation, biological process: glycerophospholipid biosynthetic process. Bases 1 to 1197 code for a protein of 398 amino acids. Gene Ontology annotation, cellular component: mitochondrion. The transcript has a single exon. The record is from RefSeq and is a predicted model, not a curated record.